Salvia splendens (bonfire salvia) is the source of this 1299-nucleotide messenger RNA. RefSeq names its product telomere repeat-binding factor 4. The record is from RefSeq and is a predicted model, not a curated record. Gene Ontology annotation, cellular component: nucleosome. Gene Ontology annotation, molecular function: double-stranded telomeric DNA binding. The transcript has 5 exons. The coding region runs from base 84 to 866 and encodes 260 amino acids. Gene Ontology annotation, biological process: nucleosome assembly. NCBI's taxonomy places the organism in Eukaryota, Viridiplantae, Streptophyta, Magnoliopsida, Lamiales, Lamiaceae.
UGAGGUCGACGAAGCGGGAGACUCAGAUACCCCGAGACUGUGGCUGCGCUUCACCGAACUCCGCCGUAAAUCUGCCUUCCAGAAUGGGGAAUCAGAAGCUCAAGUGGACGUCAGAGGAAGAGGAGGCGCUCAAGGCGGGUGUCGCCAAGUACGGCGCCGGGAAGUGGAAGAACAUUCUCGUAGAUUCCGAGUUCAAGCACAAACUCUCCAACCGAUCCAACGUUGACCUCAAGGACAAAUGGCGGAAUAUGGGCGGACAAGGCUCAGGGGCUAAUUCUGUGAAUUCCAGAGCAAAGUCAAUCAUAAAUGGUGCUCUGAUACACAAAGUUCAGAGUUCAAAUUUAACUUCGGUUCCUAUAGGCAAUGUGAUUGACAAACCUCCUCAAAGCCCUGAGGGUGUUAGAAAUUCUAAGAAGUAUAAUGAAAUGAUACUUGUAGCACUUUCGUCAAUCAAGGAUCGCAAUGGACCUGAUUUUGUUUCAGUUUUGAGGUUUAUUGAGAAAAAGUAUGAGGUGCCACAAAACUUCAGAAGGUUGCUCAGUGUGAAGCUGAGGAAACUUAUUUCACAAGGCACAGUUGAGAAGGUUCAAAAACGCUACAAGAUCAAACAUGCUCCGUUGGGCACUAAAACACCUCCGCCGAAACAAAAGGUUGCCAGGUCAAAGCCAAGACUAGAUACUAGGAGUAGCAUUUCAACUGAAAUGGAAGAUGCUGCUAAAAUAGCUGCGCACGAGAUUGCGGAGGCAGAAAAUGAAGCAUUGUUAGCUGCUGAAGCAGUGAAAGAGUCGGAGAGGCUCUCGCAACUGGCUGAAGAAGCAGAUGCAGUGGUGCUGCACUUGAAACAGAUGUUCGAACAAUGUAAGUAACUUUUGCUGAACACAAGAACCCACCAUCUACUUCAGUUGUGAUCCGUGGCUGAUUUGCUCCGUCUGUUUCUCAUAAUCAAUCCGGAAAGGAGAAAGGAGGCGACAGUUAGUGUUUCUGCAGCCUGAAGCCACUAUCGUGGUUUAAUUCUUUUUGAUUGAAGAAUUUUCUGCUGUAUCAUCUGUUGAGAUGAGCUCCAGUUGUUCUGUUUUGCACGCGAUGGAGCCAAGCUCUCUGUUUGUCGUGAUUGGCCCGAGCACUAUGAAUCUAUUGGGUGAGGAUGAGUUGAGGAAUGCACAUUAUUUCAUAGAAUGAUGUUAGUCUAAAGAUGUAUAUUCUGUCAGUUCCUGUGUAUUGUUGAUGGUUAGAUAGCCAUUCUAUUUUUGUAAAUUUUGAUCUCAUUCUAGGAAAAAUGUCGCUUUCUUUUUCUUGUUU